AUGGCGGCAACUCCUCUCAUCACCUUCAAAGCCGGCCGCUGCGAUCUUGAGGGCCGCAAAGUCAAGCCAGACCCAACACCAGGCUACGUCUACCUCUACUCCGAAGACGACCUGCUCCACUUCUGCUGGCGCCCACGCUCUGCACCAGCAACCGAGCCAGACAUGGAUCUCAUCAUGUUUCCAACCGACGGCCAGUUCUUUCCGCUGGUCAAAGAGCAAGGCACCGACGACCUCAACUCGCCCACCAACGGCCGCAUCUUCGUCCUCAAGUUCACAUCCAGCGGGCAGAGACAUUUCUUCUGGAUGCAAAGCAAGUCACAGUCGAAGAGCGGCGAGUUGAGUUGGUUCAGCAACAGAGAUCAGCGGUUGGGUCAGAUCGUCGAUGCACUGCUGCAGGGUGAAGAUGUGGACGUCGAGGGCGAGGUGGAGGACAUGCGGAGGGGUGGCGGUGACGCAGGCCCAGAUGGCGAUGCAGACGCGGUGGAGGUUGAUGGAGGACCAUCGCUCGAGCGACAGGGAUCUGGUGGUGCUGGUCAGGAUGCCACCGGCGGAGAUCCUCGCGAAGAGGGCUCGGCCAGCAGAGAGGGUGGUGCAGAUGGAGGCAGAGCUGCCAACUCAUCCUCGUCAGCGCCACAGGACACGAACGCCAUCGUGCAGAACUUUCUCAACUCGCUCAACGGCGGCAAGCAAGGCGGCGGACAGCAGCAACAAGCAGAGAAGCCCUUUACCACACUGCCCGACCUAUUGCCAUCAUCGACAACAACAGCGUAUAUCGCCAACGCUUCGGCACAGCAAAUAGAUCAUCUUUGCACACUACUUCCGCCGGAGCUGUUCUUGCUCGCUCAAGAAUCCGAGUCAUCGAGCUCGGCAGCUGAAGCCACUCCAGCAACAGCUCAAGCAGCCAUUGAGACACUUUCGCAAGGCCAGAAGAAAGACAUUCUCGUCCGUGUCUUGCGCUCGCCUCAGCUACAGCAGAGCCUUGGCUCUCUGACCGUGGCGCUGCGGGAUGGUGGACUUCCAAUGAUUGGCGAGGCCCUGGGUCUCAAGGUCGAGAAUGGUGGACUAAUCAGAGGUGGAAGCAUGCCCUUGGGUGGCGGCGAUGCAGUCGAGGCAUUCGUGAAGGGUGUCAAGAGGACUGCAGAAGAGGAAGAGAAGAGCGCGAAGAAGUGA
Molecule: messenger RNA, 1170 nt
Organism: Fulvia fulva
Lineage: Eukaryota; Fungi; Ascomycota; Dothideomycetes; Mycosphaerellales; Mycosphaerellaceae
Product: Proteasomal ubiquitin receptor ADRM1
Exons: 2
Coding region: 1-1170 (389 amino acids)
Biological process (GO): ubiquitin-dependent protein catabolic process
Cellular component (GO): nucleus; proteasome regulatory particle, lid subcomplex; cytoplasm
Molecular function (GO): proteasome binding; endopeptidase activator activity; ubiquitin binding
Source: RefSeq, a predicted model, not a curated record